Messenger RNA from Xenopus laevis (African clawed frog), 1403 nucleotides. RefSeq names its product high affinity immunoglobulin gamma Fc receptor I-like. The transcript is spliced from 5 exons. The record is from RefSeq and is a predicted model, not a curated record. NCBI's taxonomy places the organism in Eukaryota, Metazoa, Chordata, Amphibia, Anura, Pipidae. The coding region runs from base 1 to 1152 and encodes 383 amino acids.
AUGGGAUAUUCCUGGUACCAGGAUGGACACUGGAUACCUGGGGAUCAGCAGAGAUACAGAAUCCAACGUGUUACUGUGUCAGACAAUGGGGAUUACCAAUGCCAGGCUGGUGCCAAUAAGAGAAGUGACCAGUUUAAAAUGGAUGUUAGAACAGGCUGGCUCCUCCUGCAGGCGCCCCCUUAUGUCCAUGAAGGAGACUCGCUGUCUCUCAGGUGUCACAGUGGCUCUGACAAUGAUGGGAGAAACAUUGCUUUUUAUAAGGACAAUAAGACCAUUCAGUUGCCAGUCACUGGUUCUGCCUUGCAGGUUGGCAUAGUGAAUGUUAAGGCAUCUGGGACAUACAGAUGUGAAAAAGAAAUAUAUUCUCAUUAUGGGUAUCGUAUGCUCACAGCUUCAGAACCAGUUGCAGUCUCAGAGUUGUUCUCUGCGCCACAAUUACGAGUGACUUCAUAUUCAAUAACAGAAGGAGAUCACAUGACCAUAACAUGUGACACAAAGCUCAGCCCACACAGAGAGACUACAGAGUUACAGUUUGUUUUCUACAGAAAUGGGCACAAUGUGCAGGGAUUCAGUUUAUCCAACCAAUAUGGAGUCCCCUCAGCUCAGCUGGAGGAUUCUGGGAAUUAUACCUGUGAGGUACAAACUUCAACCGGCAGUGUGAGGAAGAGGAGCAGUGAGGAACAUAUCCACAUACAGGAGCUCUUCCCUUACCCACUAAUAAAAGUGAGCUCAGAUCAGGUGACAGAAGGAGAUCACAUGACCAUAACAUGUGACACAAAGCUCAGCCUACACAGAGAGACUACAGAGCUACAGUUUGUUUUCUACAGAAAUGGGCACAAUGUGCAGGGAUUCAGUUUAUCCAACCAAUAUGGAGUCCCCUCAGCUCAGCUGGAGGAUUCUGGGAAUUAUACCUGUGAGGUUCAAACUCCAACUGGCAGUGUGAGGAAGAGGAGUAACAUGACACAUAUUCAGAUCCAGGGUGAGAAAAAGAAACAUGAUGCGCUUGGCCAACACGAGUACCUACCUCUGCUCAAUUUCACAAGAUUGAUAUUGUCUUUCUUCUUAUUCACGUGGACAGUGUGCCUGCUCUUUUACCAUAUGAAGCAUAGAAAGACAUACAGUAAAGGAGGAAAGAUACAGGACAUCACUUAACUUUGUAUUGGGUAACUAACUUGUUAACAGGUAGUUAAAACAUGGUUAUUUGACUAUAUUAAUGAAUAGGAGUAUUUGUACUAGAGUUAUCAUUACAUCUUGGUAUCUCAAUGAUCUACCAGCUGACAGUUCUAGAAUUUCUAUGUUUUCUCAAAUAUUUACCCCCCCAAAUUUGUAAUAUAGAUAUGUAAAUAUUAAAAUAAAUGAUGCAUAAACUCAAUUUAUUACUUCACUUUAAUUAUAUUUUCUAA